AUCCACGAAAGAAACGUAUCAUGGAAGAAGGUCAAAAAACGUAUAAAAAACGAAAAUUGUCAACGUCUCCAAAUCGUAAUUACACAUCGGAUGAUGAUACUUCGGUAUCUGAAGUUUCAGAUGUAUCUUCAACUGAUGAUGAUAAAUCUUUUUACGAGAAGUAUCUUGUUUUAAAAGCUAAACAUAGAUAUAUUCGAAGAGAAAAUGAAUUGCUUUUAGAUGAAUACCAAUCUACCAAGAAGAAAUUGAAAAGACUAAGGACAGAAAAAGACAUUCUUUUAGACGCUGUUGUGGCUCAGGAUGGUGAUG
Molecule: messenger RNA, 309 nt
Organism: Racocetra fulgida
Lineage: Eukaryota; Fungi; Glomeromycota; Glomeromycetes; Diversisporales; Gigasporaceae
Source: the annotation of a GenBank genome assembly